Molecule: messenger RNA, 2626 nt
Organism: Sinocyclocheilus anshuiensis
Lineage: Eukaryota; Metazoa; Chordata; Actinopteri; Cypriniformes; Cyprinidae
Product: neuronal pentraxin-2-like
Exons: 5
Coding region: 415-1710 (431 amino acids)
Source: RefSeq, a predicted model, not a curated record
CUGUCCGUUCAGCACCACCGACUGUGUGUGAAGAGACUUAAAGCGCUGACAGUCGGCAUUUAACGCCAGAAACCGCUCUGGAAAUCGCUCUUCGUUUGGACAGCUACUUGUUUCUGUUUGUGAGUGAUUCUGUUAACGUGACAGGUAGUUAAAUGCGCGUGACGCGUCUGUGAGAAGGACUCCAACAGUUUGUUUUAACAUAUUCACUGACUGUGCGAAGAGAGCGGCACUCGGUUUGUACUGGGAAAAGCUUUGGAUUUCCAGGCUAACUACAGCUAAUCUGUGUUGUUUCGGUCUUGUGCUUGUUUUGCGUGAUUUUUAUUAGCGCGAAGUCGUGGACCUUUAGGCAUUUUAUUUAAAUAACAAACUAACUAACUUGAAUUUACUCCAGCUUUUAAGAGACAAACGGUCGUAAUGAGAGCUCUUUUUGUGGCACUGCUGCUUUUAUACGCGUCAGGGAGCGGGAAAGUGGCUGGCGCGAAGGGAAACCGCUUCGUGUGCACCGCCGUGCCAGCGGGCACCGACCUCAGUUGCCCGGUGGAAACGACCAACCGGGUCCAAAGCACAAGUCCGCAGGAGGAAGAGCUGCGGAAUACUAUCAUUCAGCUUCGAGAGACCAUCCUGCAGCAGAAGGAAACUAUCGUCAGUCAGCAGGGCACCAUCAAAGAGCUCAACUCCAAACUCGCGCGCUGCGAGGCGGACGCCAAGUCGCGGGGCAGCGCGCGCAGGAAGGAUUAUAGUAAAAACACGAUGGGCGAUCUGCCGCGUGACCCCACCGAGACUGUGGAGCAGCUGGGCAAGACCAUGCAGAGCCUCAAAGACCGUCUGGAGAACCUGGAGCAGCAGCUGCGUGCCAACACAUCAGGUGGGAUGUUUCCCAAUGAGCUGAGAGACCUGCUGAAGCACCGUCUGACUGACCUGGAGAGCCAGCUGCUGACCAGAGUGACCGAACUCGAGGAGGAAAAGAGCCAGCUGUACAACGAGACGACCGCUCACCGACAGCGCACCGAGAACACCCUCAACUCACUGCUGGAGAGGAUCACCGAGCUGGAGAAAAGUAACAGUGCAUUCAAAUCUCCAGAGGACUUUAAGGUGUCUCUGCCUUUGCGCACCAACUACCUGUAUGGCCGCAUCAAGAAGAGCUUGCCAGAGAUGUAUGCCUUCACCGUGUGUAUGUGGCUCAAGUCCAGUGCCAGUCCUGGAAUCGGAACCCCAUUCUCUUACGGCGUCCCGGGACAAGCCAAUGAGAUUGUGCUGAUAGAGUGGGGAAACAGCCCCAUGGAGCUGCUCGUCAAUGAUAAGGUAGCUCAGCUUCCUCUCUCCGUGAGUGACGGCCGUUGGCAUCACAUCUGCAUCACCUGGACAACCAGAGACGGCUUCUGGGAGGCCUAUCAGGAUGGAGAGAGACUAGGGACUGGAGAGAACUUGGCCCCCUGGCACCCAAUUAAACCUGGAGGAGUCAUUAUCCUGGGCCAAGAACAGGACAUCGUAGGUGGAAGAUUUGAUGCAACUCAAGCCUUCGUAGGAGAGUUAAGCCACUUCAACAUUUGGGACAGAGUCCUGCGUCCUAUAGACAUCUCUGCUAUGGCCAACUGCUCAGCCUACAUGCCUGGCAACGUGGUGCCGUGGGCCGAUGCCAACGUGGAGGUAUUUGGCGGUGCCACAAAAGCAGCACUGGAGAUUUGUGAAGACCGUCUCUUUGAUUCCUAAGGACACGUCUGUCAAUUUGGAAGCAUUCUCGUUGUAGAGGUAACCCACGUCCCAAUACUGCUCUGGGAACUUACAAAGAUGGUUCAAAAGAAACACACGUUAAGGAGGAUUAUUUCGUCCUCUAUUCUGCUUUAUGUUUGUUGAGACUUUGCUGUCAGCCUGACCAAUAACUAAAAUGACUGUAAUUAGAAAAAGAAAAAAAUCAGUCUGCACAUUCAAGGUGAAAAUAGAGUAUUUGCGGCUCUGGCUGAAGCAAAACUUUCUUGUUGAUAUUAUAUGUGCUUUUCUCUGUGUCGCGUCCUUCAAAAACUUCUUCUCUCCACAAACUCAUAGGUAUUUUAAGAACUGCAGUAAAAGAUGGAUUUUUUUGCCAUUUACGCUUUGAGCUUUUGUCAUGUUGUGUAUAGGCUGAUUCCCUUCAAACCCCUGAAAAACUUCAACUGCAUAGUUUCAACAUAAGCUUUAUUAAAACUUAAUGAAUGAGCUAGACCGUGACGUUGCACAUAUGGAGAGGCAUUCAGACAGAAGUGUCUUUAUGUCUGUGUCGGUGAUCCAGAGAUUAGUGGAGGGAACAUUCGCUUUUUAAAAAUCUUCUUUAAUAUAGCCGUCCCUCAGCAGCUGCCGUCUCCAGCAGAUCUGACAUCCAGAAACCUUAAAGUAGCAAAGCCGCCAAGGACUGACCUGCAGCUCUCUGAAGCUCCCAGGAGAUGGUCUGGCUGCAGUGGUUCACCUCGUCAAGCUAGUUUGAUUUCAUUCAGUUUGUGAAUCCCAAAUAGUGGUGUCUUUGAAACGUUUAUGAAGGAUUUUGACAUGAACAUGGCGUUAUGAGAUUAACUGUGAGAACUCGACCGGGAAUGUGUGCUAUACUUUUUUAAUAAUGUUUCAUUGAAAAAAAAAAAAAAAAAAAUGUUAGUUG